AUGGCGAGGCUUAGGCUGGUCUUGUUUGUCGCCGUCGUCGUGUCCGCGGCGCUCACGCCGCCGUCCGCCGUCGCGCAGCUGAGGACGGACUACUACGCCAGCACCUGCCCCAACCUCGAGACCAUCGUCCGGGGCUCCGUCAGGCAGUCCAUGGCGCAGUCCAAGAUCGCCGCGCCCGCCGCGCUCAGGCUCUUCUUCCACGACUGCGCCGUCAUGGGCUGCGACGCGUCGAUCAUGAUCGUGAACUCGAACGGCGACGACGAGUGGCGGAACACCGCCAACCAGUCGCUCAAGCCGGAUGGGUUCCAGGCCAUUCUGAGCGCCAAGGCCGCCGUGGACAGCAACCAGCAGUGCCAAUACAAGGUGUCGUGCGCGGACAUCAUGGCCCUCGCCGCCAGAGAAGCCGUCUACCUGAGUGGCGGGCCGUACUACCAGGUGGAGCUCGGCCGGUUCGACGGCAGGGUGUCGACCAGGGACAGCGUCCGGCUGCCGGGUGUCAACUUCACCCUGGACCAGCUCAACGCCUUCUUCUCCGGCCUCGGCUUCUCCCAGGCUGAAACGAUCGCCCUCUUAGGUAAACGGCACCGCCUGCUGCUCAUCCAUCAUCUCAUCGGCCUUGCAAUAAUUGUCAGGCUCACCCUGACGGCCUGA
This is a messenger RNA of Miscanthus lutarioriparius, 651 nucleotides long. Lineage: Eukaryota; Viridiplantae; Streptophyta; Magnoliopsida; Poales; Poaceae. The record is from the annotation of a GenBank genome assembly.